AUGGUCUCCCAUGGUACCCUUACAGUCAAACCGGUGAAAUACGGAGUGGAAAAACGUACCACAGGGUGGAUGGAUAAUCAGCUGGGCUGUGGGGUACAUCGGGUGUUGAUCAGCAGUGCAAAGUUCACCAAAAAGCAGCAGCAGAGGAAGGAGAAACUGGCCGCCAAGAAGAAGCGGAGAAAGGAGCGAGAAGCCCUCGGAGACAAAGCACCUCCAAAAGCCGUGCCAAAGACUAUUGAAAAUCAGAGAGAGUAUGAUGAAACAACUGUAGAUCCCAAUGAUGAAGAGGUUGCUUUUGAUGAAGCAACGGAUGAAUUUGCACCAUACUUCAACAGACAGACAGUUCCCAAGAUUCUUAUUACAACAUCAGACAGACCUCGUGGGAGAACAGUGAGAUUCUGUGAACAACUGGCUACUGUUAUACCUAACUCGCAUGUCUACUAUCGAAGAGGACUGGCUUUGAAAAGAAUUAUUCCACAGUGUAUUGCAAGGGACUUCACGGAUUUAAUCGUCAUUAAUGAAGAUCGCAAAAUACCAAAUGGCCUUCUGCUAAGUCAUCUGCCUGAUGGUCCAACCGCUCAUUUUAGAAUGAGUAGUGUCCGUUUGCGUAAAGAAAUAAAGCGAAAAGGCAAAGAGCCCACAGAACACGUACCUGAAAUAAUCCUGAAUAAUUUUACAACACGACUAGGCCAUUCUGUUGGUCGCAUGUUUGCGUCUCUCUUCCCACAUGAUCCUCAGUUCAUUGGAAGACAAGUAGCUACAUUUCACAACCAAAGAGACUACAUCUUUUUCAGAUUCCACAGAUAUAUCUUCAAGAGUGAAAAGAAAGUAGGAAUUCAAGAACUUGGGCCACGUUUUACAUUAAAGCUGAGGUCUCUUCAAAAAGGAACCUUUGAUUCCAAAUUUGGAGAAUAUGAAUGGAUUCAUAAGCGCCGAGAAAUGGACACAAGUAGAAGAAAAUUUCACUUGUAAGAGCCAGCUGUCUGCCAGUUGCUGGUGACCAGAAAUACAACUGCUUUGAACUAUGGAUUAUCUCAGACUCCUAACUAAUGAUGAUACUGAACAGUAUCUUACUGCAGAAAGACAAACUGCAAACAUUAAAAGUUUCUACAGAAGCAGAUCAAGUUGGACGCAUCUUUCUUUCCGAUGUAGCUAAAUCCAACAUGACAAGGAUGGUGACUCCAGUUUAGCAGGAAAAAACUAUGGCAGUGUCAGAGCAGUCUAUAAUUUAGCUAUUACUGAAGACUUGCCAUGACUGCUGCUGUGUUGUAGAGACAAAUUACAUUUUCCAACAUCAAAGACAGUAAAUAUUUUGGUUAAAGAUACUCUCAAAAUAAAGUAUUUCUAGUUA
Molecule: messenger RNA, 1351 nt
Organism: Athene cunicularia (burrowing owl)
Lineage: Eukaryota; Metazoa; Chordata; Aves; Strigiformes; Strigidae
Gene: RPF1
Product: ribosome production factor 1 homolog
Exons: 10
Coding region: 1-972 (323 amino acids)
Biological process (GO): maturation of 5.8S rRNA; maturation of LSU-rRNA
Cellular component (GO): nucleolus; preribosome, large subunit precursor
Molecular function (GO): rRNA primary transcript binding
Source: RefSeq, a predicted model, not a curated record